AUGAAUAUGGGAGGCGAAGAAGAAAAGCCUGCACUGGAACAGUUUGGUGUUGAUCUCACACAACGUGCCAAAGACGGCAAACUCGACCCCGUGAUUGGACGAGAUGCUGAGAUUCAACGAACCAUUCAAGUCUUGUCGCGGCGUACCAAGAACAACCCUGUUCUUAUAGGCUCAGCCGGUACUGGUAAGACUGCCAUUCUAGAAGGUCUCGCGCAACGGAUUGUGCGAGGAGACGUUCCUGAGAGUAUCAGGGAGAAGAAAGUUAUCUCCCUAGAUCUCGGUUCACUCAUAGCUGGCGCAAAGUUUCGGGGCGACUUUGAAGAACGUCUGAAGAACGUGCUCAAGGAAACCCAAGAAGCCGAGGGCAAGGUUAUUCUAUUCGUCGACGAACUUCACACUCUCCUUGGACUCGGCAAAGCCGAAGGCAGCAUUGAUGCUGGCAAUCUACUCAAGCCUGCUCUAUCUCGUGGUGAGCUACAGUGCUGUGGUGCCACCACUUUGAAUGAGUACAGGUUGAUCGAAAAGGAUGUCGCCCUUGCUAGACGUUUCCAGCCUAUCCUAGUUGGCGAACCUAGCGUGCAAGAUACGAUCUCCAUCCUUCGAGGCAUCAAGGAUCGCUACGAAGUCCAUCACGGUGUCCGCAUUACCGACUCCGCUCUCGUGGCUGCUGCUACUUACAGCAAUCGAUACAUCACGGACAGAUUCCUGCCAGACAAAGCAAUUGAUCUGGUAGAUGAGGCCAGCAGUGCUCUGCGACUACAGCAGGAAAGCAAGCCCGAUGCGAUACAGAAGCUCGAUCGCGAGAUUAUGACCAUUCAAAUUGAGCUCGAGUCGCUACGAAAGGAGAAGGAUAUCGCCAGUAAAGAGCGCAGAGAGCAGCUCGAGAAGAACCUCACGCUCAAGCAAGAUGAAGUUGGCUUGCUCACUGAAAAGUGGGAAAAGGAGCGAGCGGAAAUCGAAGAGGCCAAGGGUAUCAAGGAAAGGCUCGAACAAGCUCGCCUCGAUCUUGAGCAGGCCCAGCGAGCAGCUGACUUGGCUCGUGCCAGUGAGCUACGUUACAGCACAAUCCCGGAUCUGGAGAAGAGGCUUCCAAAAGAGGGUGCAGAAGGUGCAGUCGACUCUGAUGGUAACACCCUCUUGCAUGACUCGGUCAACGCAGAUGAUAUUGCUGCAGUCGUUGCACGAACGACCGGCAUUCCUGUGAACAAGCUGAUGUCAGGCGAGAUCGAAAAGCUUGUUCACAUGGAGGACACUCUGCGCCAAUCCGUUCGUGGUCAAGACGAAGCACUCACAGCUGUCGCCAAUGCUGUUCGCAUGCAGCGUGCUGGAUUGAGUGGAGAGAACCGUCCUUUGGCGUCUUUCAUGUUCUUAGGACCUACCGGUGUCGGCAAGACUGAGCUUUGCAAGAAGAUGGCGGAGUUCCUUUUCUCCACUGAAUCUGCAGUCACUCGAUUUGACAUGAGUGAGUUCCAGGAGAAGCACACAGUCAGCCGCUUGAUCGGAAGUCCUGCUGGCUACGUAGGCUACGAAGACGCUGGUCAACUCACCGAGGCCGUUCGACGAAAGCCAUACGCCGUACUUCUGUUUGACGAAUUCGAGAAAGCACACAAAGACAUUUCGACCCUUCUCCUACAAGUCCUCGAUGAAGGCUUCCUUACUGACGCUCAAGGACACAAGAUCGACUUCCGCAACACCAUGAUUGUUCUGACGUCGAACCUGGGUGCUGAAGCACUUCUGACUGACGAGAGCUCCAAUAGCGAGAUAUCGACUGAGGUCAAGCAGAAUGUCAUGGAUGUGGUGCAGUCGGCUUAUGCCCCCGAGUUCCUGAAUCGUGUCGAUGAGUUCAUCAUCUUCAAGCGCCUAUCUCGCGAAGCCCUUAGAGACAUUGCCGACAUUCGUCUCAAGGAGCUGCAAGCCAGACUCGAUGAUCGCCGAAUCAAGCUUGAAGUACCAGACGACGUCAAAGCCUGGCUGUGCGAGAAGGGCUACGAGCCUCGAUAUGGUGCUCGCCCUCUGAACCGUCUCAUCUCCAAGGAGAUUGGCAAUGGCCUGGCCGACAAAAUAAUCCGCGGAGAAAUCAAGACCGGGGAUGUCGCUAAGAUCGCUGUUCGCUCUGAUGGGGAACAUCUUGAGGUUCUUGCACCCGAAUCCUCGUAG
Molecule: messenger RNA, 2157 nt
Organism: Aureobasidium musti
Lineage: Eukaryota; Fungi; Ascomycota; Dothideomycetes; Dothideales; Saccotheciaceae
Source: the annotation of a GenBank genome assembly